This is a messenger RNA of Salvia splendens (bonfire salvia), 983 nucleotides long. RefSeq names its product probable ubiquitin-conjugating enzyme E2 C. The record is from RefSeq and is a predicted model, not a curated record. NCBI's taxonomy places the organism in Eukaryota, Viridiplantae, Streptophyta, Magnoliopsida, Lamiales, Lamiaceae. The transcript has 6 exons. The coding region runs from base 186 to 770 and encodes 194 amino acids.
AAAUCUAUCAUACUUUUCCUUCCUUUCAUCUCUCUCAUCUCUCUUGGAUUAUGGAGUAGCAUUAUAUUCAAUGGUAAGAGCGUCAAUCCGCUCGAGGCCCAAAAUUAAUAAACUGAUUCAUCAAGCCCAUUUCUGCGCGUAAUUGAAUCAGCAGAGAGAGCUGAAAAAACUAGAAUUUGUUUUCGAUGGAGGUUCGAGACGACGGCGACGCUCAAUCGCGCUAUCAUCAGGAGCAGCAAUCGCAGCCCACACCCUCCUCCAAGCAACUCCAGUCUUCUCCCAAUCAUAUCGAUACCAAUUCCGUCACCCAAAGGAAUGUGUUUUGCAGGUUGCAAAAGGAGCUCAUGGCUCUAAUGAUGACAGGUGGAGAUUUGGGAGUAUCUGCCUUCCCCGACGGGGAUAGCAUAUUUGCAUGGACUGGCACAAUUGAAGGUGGUAAAGGAACUAUGUAUGAUGGUCUGUCUUACAAACUUUCACUGCGCUUUCCAGUAGAUUAUCCUUUCAAGCCUCCUCAAGUCAAGUUUGAGACGACAUGCUUCCAUCCGAAUGUUGAUCAGUUUGGGAAUAUUUGUUUAGAUAUUCUUCAGGACAAGUGGUCUUCAGCAUACGAUUGCAGAACGAUUCUCUUGUCUAUACAGAGUCUACUAGGAGAACCGAACACUGAGAGCCCUCUCAAUGCGUCUGCUGCUUUACUCUGGAAGAACCAGGAAGAGUACAGAAAAACAGUGCGCAAACAUUACAUGGCUACUGGAGAUUCAUUGGAAAACUGACUAAAAUUGCAGUAAUAAACUUCAUAAAGGAAGAUCAUAAUCUAUCACUCUGGAAAUAUUAGGCUUGGUGGACUGUUAUUUCUUUCACAGAAAUGUUUUUUUUAUCCUUUUAUUAGUAGAUCAGUGCUCAUCAAAUUGUAAUCAAACCAUGAUUUUAUUUGUGGCAUCUGUUUAAUGUAUGCUUGUCAAAUCAAGCAACUUUUGGCGGUUUAA